Molecule: messenger RNA, 1442 nt
Organism: Cornus florida
Lineage: Eukaryota; Viridiplantae; Streptophyta; Magnoliopsida; Cornales; Cornaceae
Product: microtubule-associated protein RP/EB family member 1A-like
Exons: 8
Coding region: 360-1193 (277 amino acids)
Biological process (GO): protein localization to microtubule plus-end; spindle assembly; thigmotropism
Cellular component (GO): spindle midzone; microtubule plus-end; cytoplasmic microtubule
Molecular function (GO): microtubule plus-end binding
Source: RefSeq, a predicted model, not a curated record
UUUCCUGGCCGGUGCCAUUUGGUUUCCGUUACUACUCUAAAGAAAUUUAAAAUCAAUUCUUUACCGUUCAUUUCUUAAUCCUCUGCAUUAACAGCCAUUUUUGAACCGCAAAACCCUAACUUUACGCCUCAAAUCCUCUCUUAACCAAAUUCUCUCUCUCUCUACAAGAUAAUCCCAUCCACUUCUGACACACAUAAUAAGACAUUGUCUCUCUCUCUAUACAUAUAUAUACACAUACACACACGAUAUAUCGUUUCAUCUUUCUUUCUAAAAUUGUUGAAUUCGUUUUCGAUGUGGUUGUUUGAAGUUUUCAAGUUUUGAUUUUUAUGUGAAGAAGAGUAAUUGGAAUUUGAGAGAGAAUGGCGAUGAAUAUAGGGAUGAUGGACAGUGCGUACUUUGUUGGGAGGGGUGAGAUUCUCUCUUGGAUCAAUGCCAGGCUUCAGCUUAAUCUAUCUCGUAUUGAGGAGGCUGCAUCCGGUGCUGUGCAAUGUCAAGUUAUGGACAUGACCUAUCCAGGAGUUGUUCCCAUGCACAAGGUGAAUUUUGAUGCAAAAACGGAAUAUGAUAUGAUCCAAAACUACAAGGUGCUGCAGGAAGUUUUUAACAAACUAAAAAUUGACAAGCAUAUUGAAGUCAACAAACUUGUUAAGGGUAGACCUUUGGACAACUUGGAAUUUCUACAGUGGUUGAAACGCUACUGUGAUUCUGUAAAUGGUGGCAUCAUGAAUGAGAAUUAUAAUCCCGUGGAGCGCAGAAGUAAGAGCGGUAAGGAACGAAAUCCCAGGGGUUCUUAUAAGAACUCAAAGUCACUGCAAGCAAACAAUUCGCAUAACCCUGGCUCUGGUGAUGGAAUGGGCGUUAAUAAAACUUCUGGAAUCAAACAAGGUAAAACAGGUGCGGCAGCAAUUGAGGCUAACAAUUUGGGGGAGAUUCAGGCCUUGUCCAAGGAGGUAACAGAUCUCAAGCUCUCUGUGGACCUCUUGGAAAAAGAAAGAGAUUUCUAUUUUGCAAAGUUGCGGGAUAUUGAAAUACUUUGUCAGACUCCUAAACUAGAGAAUCUCCCUAUGGCUGUGGCUGUUAAGAAGAUAUUAUAUGCUGUUGAUGAAAAGGAGUCGGCCCUUGCAGAGGCACAAGAAAUUUUAUGUGAAUCCAUGAAUGGUGCUGAAACUGAUGUGGAUAAUGAUGACCCCUGAUUAGUAACCGAAAAUAGCAAAGUUGUUUCAUGCCUGUAAAGGUAGCAGUCUUGCUAGCAAUUCCAUUUGUUACUUUAGCACAGUGAUCUUAGAUCACUUCCCACAUCUUUUGGUGAAGAACUAUAGACUUUCUUCCUUGUAUCUGCCGGAUGUAAUGACUGCACUAUUCUGAAUUGUAAAAACACUUCCGUGACGUGUUUGUUCUUCGUAAACUCAAAUAUAGACUAAGAAACUCAAGACAUACUUCUC